AUGUCUUCUGCCAAGGAGUCUAUCUUUUUCGCCAUAACUAUGAGCAGAAGCUCAGAUAACAAAACACUCAGGGCACAAGCCGAAAAUAUAAGAUCAUUAGCUAUUGCCAAUAUCCAAGGUAGCGAAAUCUCACAAGAUGAGCAGGACCGGAAGAAGUCGAGACUGGAUAGUGCUUAUAAUUCCUACUGCGAUUCGAUGGGGACCGAUAACGAGCGAUUGAGUUUCAGGAAGUUCGAACAGGCCGUACAAUCCGCCACGGGAAUUAGCGUACCUUAG
This is a messenger RNA of Kwoniella botswanensis, 276 nucleotides long. RefSeq lists its product as uncharacterized. The coding region runs from base 1 to 276 and encodes 91 amino acids. The transcript is spliced from 2 exons. The record is from RefSeq and is a predicted model, not a curated record. Lineage: Eukaryota; Fungi; Basidiomycota; Tremellomycetes; Tremellales; Cryptococcaceae.